CCUUCACAGCAUCAGGUUCUGCGUUUGGCUGAAUUAGUUAGACUUUGAGGAAGUCACCGAGGGUAACUAAUGCAAUAACAGGUGGAAAGAAAAUGUAGACACACAGCACGGGAGCCUCUAAAUUAUCUUCGCAGUUUUAUCCCUGCACGGGAACGGCAUUUUUAAACUUCAUGUAGUACUUUAUGCUAGCUAGCCAACGAAGCUAACGCCGACGUCUCAACGUUAACUUCUGUCAACUUUUUCAGCCAGCGAGUUUAAUCUGCUACUUAACUGCCAGUCGAAAUGGAGGAGUGUCGUCGGUCACCCAGCUUGUCUCGAUGAAUAUUUUACACACGAAACUCUCGGAUUUACUCGGCUAAAGGCUGACCUAAACUUUCUUGGAGGUUUCCUUCUGGUUUGUGUCGGUUUUUUUUCCACUGGCAGCAGCCGAGCGCUUGCCAGGCGUCGGUUUAGGAACAUCACCGAGAGGGCGGACAUAAACAAUGUUCUCUGUCAAACCCUUGAAACCAACCUUCAAGUGUUAUCUUCCACCUGUACAGACUGAUGUGAAGAGAACUAUUGAACCACCUAUUAAAAAAUUGGAGCCUAAGUUACUUCCAGGGGAGAUAGUAGUUAAUGAGGUGAACUUUGUGAGGAAGUGCAUCAGCACUGAAAGCAGCCAGGAUGACUUUUGGGGGAAGUUGAUAUGCACCAACUUUAAGGUCUCCUUCAUUCCUCAGGAUGCCCCACCUAAACAGAGGUCCCAGUUGUCCCACCUGCUGCUUGGAGAACACGACAUUCCCCUGACCUGUUUGGAACAAGUAGUAACAGUGAAUGAUACAAAGGGGAAGAAGAAAGUGCUGGGGUCAAACCAGAAGCUGAAGUUCAACCCUACUGAGCUCAUCCUGUACUGCAAGGACUUGCGCAUCAUUAGGUUCUGCUUUGAUGAGGCCGGCCCUGAGAGUGCCAAAAAGGUUUGCCUUGCUAUUGCCCACUAUUCCCAUCCAGCUGAUCUUCAUCUGCUGUUUGGCUUUGAGUAUCAAGGACGACGAUACCAUGAAUUGAAAGAGGCGCGAGUCAAUGGCUCCACCCCUCGAGGAGGAUUACAGACGCCCAUUUUUGACUGCCCAUCAGACUGGGAUCGGGAGAUCAAGAGGACGGGUGCUUCAGAGUGGAGGGUUUGCUCCAUCAAUGAGGGUUAUGCCAUCUCAGCAAGCCUUCCAGAGUAUAUUGUGGUCCCAGUUUCUCUGGCAGAUCAAGAUCUAAAGCAGUGCUCAUCACUCUUCACUGAUAAUCGCAUCCCUCACUGGUGCUGGAAUCACUCCAAUGGAAGCGCUCUUGUCCGCAUGACCAGCAUAAGUGAUCCAUUACACCAGAAGAAGAUUGAGCAGAGGAUCUUCACUGCCAUCACAAAAAGCCACCCCCAACGAAGUGAUGUCGUCAGGUAUGAUCUGGACAAGUGUCUGCCCGCCAUCCAGGACAUCCAGACUGCUUUUGUUAAAAUCAGGCAGAUCUGUGUCAUAGAUCCUUUUGAGGAAUCCGAGGAACGGUGGCUUUCCUCCAUUGAAAACUCACGAUGGCUGGAACACGUCAGGGCCUUUUUGAAACACUCAGCUGAGAUAGUGUACUACCUGGAUGGAAAGAGUUCUUCAGUCAUUCUCAUAGAGGAAGAAGACAGAGACCUGAACUGCGUCGUGUCCUCGCUGGUGCAGCUCAUGUUGGACCCUCACUAUCGCAGCCUCAUUGGCUUUCAGACUUUGGUCCAAAAGGAGUGGGUGAUGGCUGGCCAUCGCUUCUUGGACAGAUGCAACCACUUAAAGAAGAAUGACAAAGAGGAGUCCCCACUGUUCAUGCUGUUCCUGGACUGCGUGUGGCAGAUGAUGAACCAGUACCCAGCAGCAUUUGCGUUCACAGAGGCCUAUCUGACAGUACUGAGUGAUAGCAUGUGGAUCCCACUCUUCAGUACUUUCCUCUUCAAUUCUCCCAAACAGCGUGCUCAGCUCUUAAUGGAUUUUGCCAAGAACAAAGCCAUCCCUCAAGGAGAAGACCAGGUUGUGUAUUUCCCUCCUGUUUGGGACUGGUCACAGCAAUUCUCCACCAAAGACCAAACCCUCUUUAACAACCCCAUGUACAUAGGCAAAGGAGCUGCCUGUGUUCAGAAUGGGGAAGUGAAAACCUUCAGACGCACAAAAAAAACAUACAGUUCCACUUUGCGAGGAACGUCAGCCUCUAUGCGUAACGGACUAAAGGGUGGAGAGGAAACACUGACCCGACGGGGCUCCCUGGCAUCUGAGUUGAAGCCUGAUUUCUCACCAGUGAAAGACGAAAGCCCAUCAGAGCGCUUCUUCAGGGAGUGGUUCUCUCAACCAGCUGACCAGCAGAGCCUCCUGAUUCCACUCCUCAUGCCCUCACACAUGGCUCUUUGGAAGCUCUUCUUUCUUCGCUGGGUCCCUGAAGCCUGCAUUCCCAAAGGAGGCCCCAUCACCACCUAUCACAAGCUCUCCCAACUGGUCGAUGAAAUUGAGACACUGCAGAGCCAGAUCAGGCAGUAUAAAGGACCCAGUCUGGGCAGCACACCACUCCCCAGCCCAAGUGGGCCCCCUUCAGACCAAACGAGGAUGUAUUUUAAGGCCAGUUCACCGAAUGACCCCUCUAUACCUCCAGACUUCCUUACCUCCUCCUUCCCUUUCACCCCGAUGGGAAAUCUGUGCCGCCGCAGCAUCCAUGGGACUCCCAUUAGCAAAUUUCUGAAUGGGGCGAAGAUCUGGCUCUCCACAGAGACUCUUGCUAAUGACACUGUGUGAGGAUGUGGGGCUUUCGGGCUCACUUUUCUGAGCCUAGUACAGGUCUGUUAAACAACUAAUCAUCUUAUUUUCUAUAACCUCUUUCUUAAAUACCAAGAAGGAAAAUGAGAACUAGAAAAACGUCACUUUGGACUUAUGACUUUAAAUUAUUUAUAAGCUAGAAUUUGCACCAUUGAUGCUGCAUCGAAAUAUGAAGUAGUUUCUAAACUGAAGCGUCGGCUAUAGGAUGGAAUCAUUACUGUCCAUUGCAGCUAAGGAAUUCAAAUUCACUGACUUACAUCCUCCUUAUUGACCAGUUGUUUCUGUGAGGCGUCCUCUGACUGUGAAGGAUCAUCGUCUUCAUUAUAGAUGUAUUUUCUUGUCAGCUGUUAUUUUUUGCUGAGCUUACCUGAUGAGAUGAGGUUGAGACACGUUUAAAGCAAUAAUUGAAAUUUAACCAUUUAAGUAAGUGUACAGUAGCAGUUGUAACCGUUGAGUUGUUCUUUCUUUGAACUCUCAUUGGACAGUAAGACUGUAAUCUCGCACUGUAAUGGACUAAUGAUACUUGAAAUUAGAAAUUGCUCGUUUUGACUGCAGCAGCAAUGAUGCAUUUCACUGAACACUGAUUUCCUAGUACUCAAUUUGUUUGUUCCUUCCAGGAAAUUUAAUUAAACAUGUCAUGUUUUCACCUGGGGUUUUUUUUUUUCAGAAAGAGGAAGAGAAAAUAACACUGCUAACAAGUAUUCUACUAUGUGGUUAAAACAAAAGAAGAUCUGCCCUGGUUGAAUGUAAGGAGGGUGGGGAGGGUCUGUUGUUUUUCCUUUUUUUCUUCUUUUUUUUUUUUUUUUUUUUUGCACAGAUUUAAUGCUAUUUGCUCCAGGUGCCCAUAUUUUAAUGUUUGUGUUGGGGUUUUGCUGUAAGUAGCAAAUAGUGUGAUUUCAGGGUCUUACUUUGUAGAUGUACUCUAUUUUUCAAGCAGAGAUAAGGGCCUAUAUUUUUAGUAUCGUAAUGUGGGUGAUACUGAGGGGAAAGUGGAGCUGUGAGGACUUCAAUCUGUGGUAGAUAUUUCCUUUUCUCUUUUGAAGGGGACUUAAUAAACUAUACUACAGGCCUUCUGGUAAGGCACUGAGGAGAAACUGUUCAGAUUAACAGUAACUGAAUGGGUAAUAUUUGAAAGCAAAGGGACAGACAAGGGCUUUGACUCAAACCAGUCCCUGGUUAAGUGCGUAGUGAGCUGGAUUUCAGGCACUGAAGUUACUGAUUCACUAAACACGAUAGUGAUGGGUCGAGUGACACUGUUUCAAGGCAGCACAUGGAAAAACAUCAGCAUUAAAUCAUCUGGACAGCAAGUGUCAUAACUACACCAUGUGUGUAAUUUUGACAUUUCCUAAUGAAAUGACAGUAUGGGUCAGUUAUAGACUCAAUACAAUUUGUAGUGUUACUAGAGAGUGCCUUGAAAGACUGAUAGCAUUAACUGUAUACACUGUUGAACAUACUGUAUGUGGCUAUAGCAAUACUUUUGUAAUACUAUUUCUUGUUUUACUUAUUUUUCUUGGUAAUGCUACUCUGUGUAGAGAAAUUAUAUCAUCGAAAUCAAGCAGUGAUGUUACUGUACUUCCAGUCAGGAUAGCGACGUUGAGGUUAGUCCACAAAUAUGCACCCAGCUGUUAUGUAGCUGUCUAUAAUGAUGAAGUUAGGGGAUUCUCUUGAGAGCUACACUUCCAGUGUGCUGCAAAAAUGUUGGCAUUUGGACCCCCCUUUAAAAAUGUCUCCCUGGGAGGUUUCACUAGCAGCUAAACUAUGGACUGGUUUGAGACCAAUCUGGGGAAGUGGAUCAGUCAUCCAGAGCCCCUUGUAAAAACUGGUAAGAAACUAGCACUGUGUAAUAUCCUAAUGUCUUAAAAUAACAACACAGCAUUUAUUAUCAAAGCUCUUUGUAAUUCUAAACAUAACACCACUGGACAGACUCAGUGUCUGUCCUACUAUUAAGCAGGAGCACUGAUCCUUAGAUGCUAGAGUGACCAGUUUCCAGUGAUAUUCAGAUACACUCAUGAUUAUUUGGCAAUAACUAGUUCAGGUGUUUGUCAUUAUAGAUGUGUGUGAUGUGAGUGCAGACCUGUUCUCCUAAAUGCUAUUCAUUGCACAUUUUAUUCAAUAUAUAGGAUAGUUUGUUUUAAGGUGGUUUUUGAAUAUAAUUUUGGCAAAUAUUAUAAAUACUGUAUAUGCUUGAAAUCUCCCAAUUAAUAUUUUUGAUUAAUGGUACUAAAUAACUUUUAUCUUUGAUUUAGUCUUUUAUAUUUUAUGGAGAGAUAUUUAUAUGCUGUGUUUUUCCACUAAUUCACUGUGUUGCACUCUGCUGUAAUUGUAUGAUGACCGUGUUCCUACCGUGGCACAGUUUGAUAUUGAUUAGCAGCAGAUGUAUUUAUUCAGUUAUGCAAAUGUUCUCCAAGAGGGAUGCAGUUGCCACUGUACAUCCCCAGUGCCUUUUUGGGAAGAUUGACCAUUUUUGUAACUAUAUUCUAAAUCUGUUGACUUAUUUUAGUUUUCUAAAACUGUUGAUUUUUUUUUUUUUUUUUCCAUUUCUGCCAAUCUAGUAAAAUUCAGAGGUACUGCACUGAAGCUGUUUUUCCUAACAGGAAAUAAGGCUCAAAUGUGUACCAGUAACCAAUCAUUACAUUAUUUUUCAAAUGAAA
This is a messenger RNA of Toxotes jaculatrix (banded archerfish), 5455 nucleotides long. It is a transcript of the gene mtmr10, whose product is annotated as myotubularin related protein 10. The transcript is spliced from 16 exons. Bases 483 to 2783 code for a protein of 766 amino acids. The record is from RefSeq and is a predicted model, not a curated record. NCBI's taxonomy places the organism in Eukaryota, Metazoa, Chordata, Actinopteri, Toxotidae.